This is a messenger RNA of Trichomycterus rosablanca, 1965 nucleotides long. RefSeq names its product RUN domain containing 3b (gene rundc3b). Bases 72 to 1427 code for a protein of 451 amino acids. The record is from RefSeq and is a predicted model, not a curated record. The transcript has 11 exons. Lineage: Eukaryota; Metazoa; Chordata; Actinopteri; Siluriformes; Trichomycteridae.
AAAAAAACACAGACAAAAGGAAAAAAGGGUGGGAAGAUCUGCAGGUUAACAAGCUGAGCGAUAAAGGGGGCAUGGCAUCCCCCAGUCCGGGGCUUAACGGGGCCCGCAAGAAAGCCGCAGCGAGGAACGGAGCGGUGGAGAGGAAGAAUUUAAUCACAGUGUGCAGGUUCUCUGUGAAAACUCUGAUUGAUCGUUCCUGUUUUGAGACUAUAGAUGACACGUCCCCAGAAUUCAUCAAUUUUGUCUCCAUUCUGGAGCAAAUUCUCAGCCAUCAGCUUAAAGGUCAGAUUACAUGGUUUGGCUCUGAGAGUCCACGUAGUUUUUGGGAUUAUGUACGUGUGGCCUGUAGCAAAGUCCCUCAUAGUUGCAUUUCCAGCAUAGAGAGCAUGGAAAAUGUGCGCACUUCCAGAGCCAAGGGUCGGGCAUGGAUCAGAGUUGCCUUGAUGGAGAAGCGGUUGUCCGAAUAUAUAGCCUCCGCUUUGAGAGACUACAAAACCACAAGGAGGUUUUAUGAGGAUGGUGCUUUACUGCUGGGAGAUGAAGCAGGUCUGCUGGCAGAUACUCUGAUUGGUCUCAAUGCUAUUGAUUUCAGUUUCUGUUUGAAGGGUGAGAGUUUGGAUGGAAGUUGUCCUGCUGUUAUUGACUACACACCCUACCUCAAGUUCACUCAAACCUCGGACAGUAUUAGUAGUGAUGAGGAAGAGAUGAGGACUCUGGGUAGCAGUGGCAGUGAAGCCAGCACUCCUGAAUCAAACAUGGCCGCCUGUCUCCGUAUGGAUUUAAGCAGCUGGUACAGCAAGUGUAAAAGAGUGGAGCAGAAAUACAGGGAAGUGCUGGAACAGAAGGGUUAUCUGGAGGAGUUGGUGCGUUUGAGGGAUGCUCAGCUCUCAGAGUCUGUCUCUCAGAAUAAGGCUUUACUGCAGCGUUUUGCAGAAGCUGACAUUAGCCACAAAGUGGAGAAGGAGCAGCUGGAAUUCAUCAUACUGGAGCUUCAGGACCAGCUCAGAACUGUACUGAAGAACCAUGACCUGCGAUCCAGACAGGAACUCACCUCUCACCUGACCAAUCAGUGGCCCUCACCAGGCGUCAUGGAUACCAACGCGGUGGCUUUGGACACAUUGCUCUAUCAGAAACCCACUGGACGCUGGGACGAGAGGAGCUUUCCAAGUUUGGACCAGCUCUCUGCCGAUAUGAGUCUGUCUCAGACGUCUCUAGAGCCGGGACACACACACAUACAAAGUCUGGACGGCAAAGCAGGACUGGCUCACUGGCACAGAGAAGGUAAAGAGGAUACGCCAUCUCUCAGAGGUCUGUGUGGAUCUUUAACCUCAGUAGCCAGCUACAAGUCUCUGGCUAGUCUAAAGUCCAGUGAGUACCUGGCAAGUCCGACUACAGAUAUGACCAGUCCUGGACUGACUCCAUCCUAAACACACAUCCAGCCAUACACAUUUGUUACAGGCAUUUAAACGAAAAACUGGUAUUAGAUUUUUUUACAGUCUUGGAAUCAGACUGUGGACCAGAUCGGACUGCACUGUGUCAAAUCAGAUUAUCAGAGUUCUUGAAGCUGCCUAAAUCAGUGUUAGAUGCAUAUCUCGUGAUAGAUGUACAUACCUUAUGAAUGAGCUUCUCCCAGAGGAGAAUACAUCUGUAUUACUGUAUACAUUAAAUUACUGUUACAAGUUGGGUGAAAAAGCUCACUUGACUGUGGACAGUGUCAUGUAUGUUUGUAGCUUUUAAUUCAUUCCAGAUAUUUUGUGGUUCCUGGAUUAAAUCUGACCAUCUGGAUAAAGUCCCUCAUUGCAUAAAGUUAAAUUUUUAACCUUAACUUUUAACCUUGGUAAGAGACCACUGUUCCAUGUACUUUUAUAAUGGGCCCAAAACAUCCCACACCUGUUCCCAACAAGUAUAUGUAAACACUUGACCCUAAUUGUAUGCCAUAAAAUAAACAUUAUCUAUACUCUCCAA